UUCUCAGUGUGAAAGCUUCUAGGGUUAGUUUGUUGCAGGCUUAUCAAGAAGAAGGGGAAUGAAGGAGAACGGUAAAAAGCACGGGGCUUUAUCGCCAUGCGCAGCGUGCAAGUUACUCAGACGGAGAUGUGCGCCGGACUGUGUUUUCGCUCCCUAUUUUCCGGCCGAUGAGCCUCACAAGUUUGCUAGUGUCCAUAAGGUGUUUGGUGCUAGCAAUGUUAACAAGAUGUUACAGGAAUUGCCGGAACACCAACGAAGCGAUGCAGUGAGUUCCAUGGUGUACGAGGCAAACGCCAGGGUUCGUGACCCCGUGUACGGCUGUGUCGGAGCGAUUUCGUCGUUGCAACGACAGGUCGAUUCUCUGCAAACUCAAUUGGCACUUGCUCAAGCCGAGGUGAUUCAGAUGAGGAUGCGCCAAUUCGGUUCGACGCCGUCGUCGAACCCCGGCACCGGCUCGCCCGAGAACUUGCCGCCUCAUCAGUCCAAGUCCCUUUUUUGUAUGGACAUGGCUGAUCAGGCUAAUAUGGCCGAGUCUUUAUGGUCAUACUAGAGUGGAUUGUGCUUUGCUUGUUAUGCUUUUAUGGUUGCUUCCUUUUUCUCACAUAUAU
This is a messenger RNA of Hibiscus syriacus, 608 nucleotides long. RefSeq names its product LOB domain-containing protein 4-like. The transcript has 2 exons. NCBI's taxonomy places the organism in Eukaryota, Viridiplantae, Streptophyta, Magnoliopsida, Malvales, Malvaceae. Bases 59 to 550 code for a protein of 163 amino acids. The record is from RefSeq and is a predicted model, not a curated record.